Messenger RNA from Loxodonta africana (African savanna elephant), 5244 nucleotides. It is a transcript of the gene ADPRHL1, whose product is annotated as ADP-ribosylhydrolase like 1. The transcript is spliced from 7 exons. The record is from RefSeq and is a predicted model, not a curated record. Gene Ontology annotation, molecular function: ADP-ribosylarginine-[protein] hydrolase activity; magnesium ion binding. Gene Ontology annotation, biological process: protein de-ADP-ribosylation. Lineage: Eukaryota; Metazoa; Chordata; Mammalia; Proboscidea; Elephantidae. Bases 1927 to 2991 code for a protein of 354 amino acids.
GUAUCCGUAGUCCCUGACAGAAAGUAGGACUCAAUAAGUAUUUGUUGAAUGAACUAAUCUUAUCUCUAAUUUGCUGACAUAGGUCAAAUAGUAUGGCAGUUGUUCAUAGCUAUCUUUUAUGGAGGCUUCCAUUGCCUCAGAAUCAGAAAAAAGAAAAAAAAAACUUUUUGAGUAUUGUCCAUUUAAAGUAGCAUAGAUAAAAAUCAGUCACAAAAUGAGGCUGAGGAUGUAGAAAAAAAUUAACCAUAGGUUGUAUUACUCCCCUCAAUAAUAGAUAUGUCUGCCAAACUAUGCAAUUCUACCUAAGAUAGUUACAUAAAUAACAUGGUUGUAUGUCAUUUCUAGUUUUUGUUGUUUUGUUUUGUCUUGUUUGGAUAGGGAACCUACAUAAAUAGCAACCAAGAACUAUCUGUAAUGGUUUUGAAGGACUCUCUGUUUCAGAAUCUGUCAGAAUUAUGCUAGCUAGAAUAAUAUUCCAGAAACUCACUUUUAACAAAUUGCAGGUAUAAUACAUGUUUAGUUAAAUUUUAUUUUUAUCAGAUGUAUUUUUUAAGUUCAUGUAUAACUCCCUUCUACUUUUCCUGGGUCCAAUAUGAGAGUAGGUUCCAUGGGGAAACAGGGAAGGGAAAUCAUUUGGAUACCCUUUAACUAUCUACCCUUCUGGAUUUGGGGGUCAGGGAGAUGGACUUCCUAAUUUUUUUUUUUUUUAACCAAGAGCUCUGGUUUUACACAUUCUGUAUCUCCCCUCGCCCCACCACUCAGCUUCAUCAUAUCUUUGAAUGUUCUUUUCAUAAAUUGGUGAGAAUAUUUUAAACACACCUACUGAGAGCAUAAUCAGAAAUUCUACUGUGAAGCUUUUCACUUUGCUGACACGCUUUACCACUUUCCAAUCUAAAGUCUAGUUAUUUGGAGAGCCUUUUGUUGAACAUCAAAUUUUGAGAAAACAAUCUUUCACAGUGGAGCCAAUUUUUUUUUCCUUGCCAAAAAAAACCCCCACAAACAGAAGGAAUUCAGCACAGGAUAGUAAGAGGGACAAAGAAAAUGUCAGCACCACAGAAAAAAAAUGACAGCAAUGAACUCAUACCACCUAUCAAUAAUCAUACUAAACAUAAAUGGAAAACAAAGGAAAUGAAAAGAAUCCACAAAUUUAUUUCUUUGCACUUUUAAAAAGUUUUCUAUCAUAAGCACGUUUUAUCAUCAAAAAGAAGUGUUGUUUUUUUUUCUGUAAGACUGUUGCAUGUAAUUGAUGAAUUUCAACAUUAUGCUAAGUGAAGCCAGAUAUAAAAGACUAUAAUAUGAUUCUAUUUAUUUGAAAUUUUUAGAGAAGGCAAAACAAUGGGCCUGGGGAGGAUAUAGGCAAAGGGAAGUUUUGGGGUGAUAGUUUCACAACAAUAUAGGUUUACAAAAUUCAUCAAGAAUGUACACUUAAAACGGGUAGAUUUUACGGUAUAUAAGCUAUGUCUUAAAGCUUUUUAAAAAUAUGCGUAUAUUAAUUCUUCAAGAAUACUGCAAAGAUUUGUUACUUAGAAGUUAGUGCUUUUAAAAGAAUGUUUGAUGUUAUGGACAUUGAUUGAUUAAAGACAACAGUCUUCUUAUUGAAAAGCUGGAGUCUGUCCAGAAUGCUGAGGGAAAUUGAUACCUUACACGGUGGUGCUCCAGGGGCCCUGCUAUUUAGAAGGAAUGCUCUGAGCUGCUAGGAUCCAGAGAGUUUUUCUCAUUGGUUCUUAUGUAAGAGGUGCCACCUGCAGAGACAGAAAAGGAGUGCCUGGCCUUUUAGAGGAAGGUCCUGACAGUGAUACAAGGACCCAUAUAAGUGUCAGCAGGUUGACCGAAGGCAGUGAACAAACAGAAGCAAGAAAGGCUGAGGACGCUCAGCAGCUAUAACAGCAAGAGGAACGCCUCAAAGGCCUGGCCUGCCCUCCCAAGAUGGAGAAAUUUAAGGCUGCUAUGCUCUUGGGAUGCGUCGGAGAUGCUCUUGGUUACAGAAAUGCCAGCAAGGAAAACAGUGCUUUAGGUGCAAAGAUCCAGGAGGAACUGAAACAAAUCGGAGGACUAGGCCAGCUCAUGCUUUCACCGGAAAAAUGGCCCGUGAGUGACAACACCAUCAUGCACAUAGCAACCGCUGAGGCACUCACCACAGACUACUGGUGCCUGGAUGACCUGUACCGGGAGAUGGUGAAGCGCUAUGUGGAAAUAGUUGAGAAGCUUCCAGGGCAUCGGCCAGACCCAGCUACUAUUGAAGGCUGCUCACAGUUGAAGCCAGAUAACUAUCUCCUCGCCUGGCACACACCUUUCAAUGAAAAGGGUUCAGGAUUUGGGGCCGCCACCAAAGCAAUGUGCAUCGGGAUGCGAUACUGGAAGGCUGAUCGGUUGGAAACACUUAUUGAAGUUAGCAUCGAGUGUGGAAGGAUGACGCAUAACCACCCUACAGGGUUCCUCGGGUCACUGUGCACAGCCCUGUUCGUAUCUUAUGCCAUACAAGGAAAGCCACUUGUGCAGUGGGGGAGAGAGAUGAUGAAGGUGGUUCCACUGGCUGAAGAAUAUUGUAAAAAGACCAUUCGGCAUAUGGCAGAGUACCAGGAGCAUUGGUUUUACUUUGAAGCUAAGUGGCAGUUUUAUUUGGAGGAGAGAAAAAUCGCUGAAGAGAAAGAAAAUAAAGCCACCUUUCCUGAUCAUUACGAUGCAGAGGAGAGAGACAAGACUUACAGGAAAUGGAGCUCAGAAGGUCGAGGGGGAAGGAGAGGCCAUGACGCUCCCAUGAUUGCAUAUGAUGCUCUUUUAGGAGCUGGGGAUAAUUGGACAGAGCUCUGUAACCGAGCCAUGUUUCACGGAGGUGAGAGUGGAGCCACUGGAACAAUUGCGGGCUGUCUGUUCGGAUUGCUUUAUGGCCUGAACGAUAUUCCCAAAGGCUUGUACCAGGACCUCGAACACAAGGAGAAACUAGAGAACUUGGGGGAAGCUCUUUACCGCCUGUCCACAGAAGAAAAGUAAAGCUGUUUCUGCUAUUUUCCGUUCCUGCCACAUUCUGGGGCCCCACUAGUGUUCACAAACAAACUAAUAGAUUCUACUUAGGUAAUUUUGUACGUAUGCGAUUUUCAGCUGCUAAUUAAAACUUAACUUUUUCCCUCCUAAUUUCAGAAUCCUAAUUGCUAUAUAAAAUACAUCAAUCACCCUGUAGAAUGGUUUCCCUGAUCCUAAUCCAAACCCAGGGUGUUAGUAGCAUUAAGUGGAAUCUGCUGUACUCAAACCUCCAAAAACAGUGGUUACAAAUAGUCUCUUGGACAAUUGGUAUAUUUUAUUCCAGCACAAAACUAAUGCUAUCUGCUCACUUUUGUCAACAAAACUAACUGCAGUGACUCUCCUCAGACACGCCUCCUCUAUUUGUAAAAGCCUUAUGUCACUCUGUUUUUCUACCUUAGCCGUGUAUCUUGACAACUGGCAAACCUAUUGCUGCCUCAUUCAUUCAUUAAUGAUCUGUCAGUCUCUUAUUGGCAGUAUGAUGCAUUUGUAUUCUUACUGCAGAUGUUCCUACAACAACAACAAAAAUAAAUCGAUAUUGAGCGCAUUCAGGGCAUAGCCAAAAUAGCACUGCAUCUAACCGUCCCAGCCUACGUUUUUAAUCACACUAGAUCUUUAAAAGCAACCUCUUUGGAACAACCUACUGAGGAAACCAGGAAAUAAAUGAUCGUCAUGGCGGUCACAAGUAUGCUUCUUCUCUUUGGCCUGGAUUUGUCACAUACUUUUUUAGUGGGUCAGUGGAGCCUUGGUGGCAUAGUGGUUAAGAGCUGGGCUGCUAACCGAAAGGCCAGCAGUUUGAAUCCACCAGCCACUCCUUGGAAACCCUAUGGGGCAGUUCUACUCUGUCCUAUAGGGUUGCUAUGAGUCCGAAUCGGAAUAGACUCAAAGGCAGCGGGUUUAGUGGGUCAGUGUCCAAUUACAGAGAAGGUCUUUAACCUACUGCAGUCCUGCUCCAUCUAGGCUCACUGAUAAGGAAGCAGUUGUCCCCUGAGGCUGAGAUUUCUCUCUCUGAGAGUCUUGAAAAAGAGAACAGUUGCUCUUGUUGUUAAAAAUAACUCAACUUUGGACAAGUUUUUUAAAAAGUAGCAUCUGGUGUGAAUAAAACAAGCAGUUGAUGACUGAUAUUUAACACUAUGCUUUGGCAGCUUGGCUAGAGUCUAUCCUGUUUAUUGUAAUGUACUUUUUAUUUAAGAGCUUGCCUCUGAACAUAGGCAGGUGUGGUCCACAGAAUAUACAAUAGAAUGCCAGUUCACAGGGGAGUGUCCACAUAACAACAGGAUUCCUGCAGCGAUACCUCUGCAGAGAAAAUGAGGCAAAGACAGAAAGAAUUGAUUGGCUUGAAGGUGGAUGGCAUCCAAAAGCCAAAAUUCUUAUUCCCAUGGGCUUUGUUUUCUUUCUUUUAUAGGAUUAUUUAGAUAGGGAAAAUGGUUUAUAUCUUUAUCUUUUCACUUAAGAUUUUUCUAAAAGUAGGCAACUAGACAAAAAUGACUGGUAGAACUUUAACCUUGUCUUCCGUGGCUACAGAGGUGAGGACUACAAAGAGCCAGGCACAGAGCAGUGUUGAGGUGAAGUUUCCUAAAACUGUCUUGUCUUUAUCUUCCAGUAGUCCUUAUUUCCUUACUUCCUUUCCGCUGGUAGAAACUAUGCCUGAGUUUCGUAUGAGAAGCAGGAGUGUUCUGGGGCUUGGAAAAUGGGAGGGAGUAUUGGUUUCUUUCAAUAGAGUAGGUAUAUCACUUUUUAUUUCUUAGGAAACUGUAAAGGCUUCUUAACUCUUCAACCUAUAUUAAUGAAAGAAUCUGUGGACCAUUGUACAUUAAGCAGAUAGAAGCAAAGAGUUUUGCACAUUUUAUUUUUUAAAACUUAACUAACUUUUGCUCCUACUGAUGCUUUUCAACCUGAAGAACCAGAAAGAAAGACAAACGUAGGUAAAAGGGCUUUCAUACAUACUAUUCUAGUUUCGUUCCGCGUAGUCAGUAGCCAAACCAAGAUUUGUAGGUACGGAGAAAGUUAACGGAGAAUUAUUUUUCAGGAUCAGAGACCUAAUCCAGGUAAGUUGAAACUUUUCCUAACAUCAUCACAUUUCACCAACUUAGCCUGAAAGUAGGCCUCUUCUCUUUUCAACGCUACACAAGAGAAGGCUGGUCUCCAAGUGUGGAGAGCAAUUGAGUUAGAAAGGGGCUUACUUUUUCUCUAUUUCAUCGACAGUUUAGGAGAAUUAAGCCCAUU